Poecilia reticulata (guppy) is the source of this 3462-nucleotide messenger RNA. It is a transcript of the gene sv2, whose product is annotated as synaptic vesicle glycoprotein 2. The record is from RefSeq and is a predicted model, not a curated record. Lineage: Eukaryota; Metazoa; Chordata; Actinopteri; Cyprinodontiformes; Poeciliidae. Gene Ontology annotation, biological process: transmembrane transport. Gene Ontology annotation, molecular function: transmembrane transporter activity. Gene Ontology annotation, cellular component: membrane.
CACAGGCUGUCGGAGGGCAGAAUGUCCCGUACCAAUAAUGGUGCAGAUAAGGAGGCGCGAAGGCCGCUUCUCAACAAAAAUCAGCUGGAUCCAACCGAGCUGGACUCUGAUGAAGGUGAGGUGAUUUUCGAYAGAAGGUCCUCAGCCAUCUCAGACGAAUCUGGAGGGAGCGCAACAAAAAGACUCACUUAUGAGGAGGCGGUCGAAGAAGCAGGUUUUGGUUUGUUCCACUGGCUCCUGCUGGCCGUGUGCGGCUGGGCCAACGCCAGUGACGCCGUGGAGAUCCUCUGCGUGUCUUUCCUGCUGCCGACGGCGCGCUGUGAUCUGCUGCUGAGCUCCUCGGACAUGGGCCUGCUCACCGCCAGCAUUUUCCUCGGAAUGAUGGUUGGCGGCUACAUGUGGGGAUACCUGGCUGACCAGAGGGGGCGCCGUAAGGUGUUGGUGGUGUCGCUGACCGUAAACGGGCUGUUCGGAGGGCUGGCCAGUGUGGCUCCGUGGUUCUGGCUCUUCCUCCUGCUGCGGUUCAUCAGUGGCAUCGGGGUGGGUGGAUCCAUCCCUGUCAUCUUUUCCUACUUCUCAGAGUUCAUGCCCCGGCUGAGGAGAGGGGCCAUGAUCAGCGCUCUGGCCACCUUCUGGAUGGCAGGAAACAUCCUUGCUGCAGGUCUGGCCUGGUUGGUGAUUCCCAGAACCUGGGCCCGUUUCUCUCUGGGAACGUUAGACUUCCAGAGCUGGAGGCUGUUUGUGGUGCUGUGCUCAGUUCCCAGCACCUCCUCCGCCAUCCUCUUUAAGCUGCUCAUGCCCGAGAGCCCAAAGUUCCUCAUGGAGGCGGGUCGGGCAGAAGAGGCAAUCCGGGUCUUCAGGUUGAUGUUUGAGAUGAACAUGAAGGGAACAGAAAAGGCCUUUCCGGAAUUUGCUUUGCGUACAAACUCCAAGCCAGGAGGGGAAAUCAAAGAGAUCGGAUCUGGCGAUACAAAAAGAAAACAUCUCAUGAGUGUUUUAAAACAGGGCUUGCUUCCCAUUAAACAGAUGUUCAGCGGCUCUGUCAAAGCCCGCAGCAUUGUCCUGCUCAUCAUCUUCUACUGCAUCUCGUUUGGGUACUAUGGGCUGUGGAUGUGGUUCCCAGAGCUUUUUGCUCGAGUUGAGAGCAGCGGCGGCUCUCCCUGCGCCAACGUCUCUGUGCCGUCUGCACUCAACAACCAAAGCUGUUACCCUGUCAAGACAGCAGUCUACAUGGAGGGCUUCAUCAUCGCUGCAUCGAACCUGCCAGGCAACAUCUUCACCAUCCUCAUCAUGGACAGCACCGGCGGAAAGAUUCUGCUGUCCUGCAGCCUGAUCAUGUCCAGCUUGAGCGUCUUCCUCAUCUACGUGGUCCAGACCAAAGCCCAGAGUCUGGGUCUGUCCUGCGUCUUCAGUGGGGUCUCUGUGAUCGCCUGGAACGCUCUAGACGUGGUGGGAACCGAGCUCUACCCGACCCAGCUACGAUCCUCAGCCCUGGGUUUUUUCACCGGAGUGGGCCGAGUGGCGGCCAUCAUGGGUAACGUGGUCUUUGGGAAGCUGGUGGACUCCAGCUGCACCGUUCCCAUCCUGCUGGUGUCGGCCCUGCUGCUCACAGGAGGUCUGGUGGCUCUUCUGCUCCCACAGACCAGGCAGACAGAGCUCACCUGAUCGCUGACUUUGGUUUUUUAGAAACCCAAACGAAGUUCUUAAAGCUCUUAAAGUUCUCCAGACCCAAACGAAUCUGGUGUUUCUGUUGCCUUCAGACAAUUCUCUUUGCCUUUUAAAUUCAGACUGCUGAUAUCAGAUCUUGUGUUUUGGGGAAGCAAAUCUGAUUGCCUUUAAAAAAAAUUUUUUUUUAACAAUUUUAGCAAAAGAAAAUAUAAGAACGCUACUGAAAAAUAUAUUUUCCUGACAUGACAGGCCAUCAAUUGUGUGCACUUAAAGCAGAGGCGACAUCAUUGUUCCUACAGAAAUUAUUACCCAAUGUUGGUGCUAGGACCCAAAAAUCAGAAAAGAGCUUCCUCACAACUCAAACUAGGUCAUAAAAAUGAUAAUUGUAAAAGAAUAGUCACGCUUCAAUUGCUAAAACAGUUUAAAACGCUACAAAUUGAGAAACGCAAUAUACGACGAGGCUAAUGUUAUUAAUAUCAAGGUGAAGCUCAGCAGAUUUCCUUUUGCAUGUGAAGCUUUAUGGCUUUCCAACUGAUGUAGAUAUGAAAAAGUUGAUUCUAAAUUGCUUUGAGUUCGUUUCAAAUGCAAAGGACAUGGAAAUGGGGGGGGGCAAAGAGUGAAAAGGGAAAGAGAAAGUUAAGAAUAGAGGAGAAAGAGAGAGAAGGAUGGAGAGAAUACAAGAAAACCCUAGAAGUCUUCUUCUACACCUGCAGAGAGAGAAAAAAACAAGAACCAAGAAACCUCAGGGACAAACAACAUUCAUAUAUUACAGCCCUGAAAAUCACCCUGUACUAAUUAAAAACUCAACAGGAUGAUAAUGUUGGUAUUCUCCGCUCAGCCUUCCUGUUAUCUCUCUUCCCUCUCUCAGCCUAGAGGAGCCAAAGAAACCAAUUUCUUUUUAAACAAAUUCCUACUUUAUUUGAAUUUAUUGUACUGGUACUGAAAAUAGCUUUUAUUCUUCUUCACAUGGGAACAACUUCCACACCAGAGAGAGCUGCUGUUACUGUUAGCUGAUCAGAAAUAAAAAUCAGAUUUUUGAGUUGCCAACUGGCUGGUCUCCAGUUGGUGACCCAAUGAAGCUGAAAUUUGUGCAUAAUUUUAUAUAGAAACAUCAGAUUUUGAAAAUGAUUCAGGGAUUACAUAUAUGUUUGUUUUUGUCACUCAAACAUUGUAAAGAAUGUUUGAUGAGUUUACGUGUCGUUUUUGUGUUUUUAGGAGAAUAUUCCACAUUGAUGUUUUACUACAGCGUUCUUUAAAUAUAACAUGGAGCUUGAAGGUUACAUGUUACAUAAGCUGGUUGCUUUAAAUUUCAGACCCGUGCUAAUUUACAAGAUGCCUCUUAUUAAUGUUCACUGAAAUAAUCAAAACAAUCCUGUUGCUUUUAGAAGAUUUUUAAAGUGCUCUUUUAUAAAUCUUUGUAUAUAUAUUUAUAUCUAUGCAGUUGAAUUCACUAAGUGUCUUUUGUUGAACAAAAUAGUGCCAUCGAAUGAACAGAAAUACACUAAAUAUAAAUGGAUGAUUGAGUUAACGUCAAGCAGUUAGAUUUGAUAGUAUAUCAGAGCCGUUAUUCAUCUUCAAAAUUGUUUUUUUUUAAAGAUUUAUAUAUAAUUUGAUUAGAGAUGAUUGAAAUACUGAUUUAAUUGAUAAACAUUUUGUUUGACUUAUUAAACUAGAUGUGCUGGAAGAAGUCAGUCCCAACAGUUGCCACUGUGACGCAGCGUUUCUGCUAGCUUUCAAUGUUCUCCUAUGACAAUCACUUGCUGCAUUCCAAAAAUAAAGGUACAUUGACUGAAA